Cryptotermes secundus is the source of this 2000-nucleotide messenger RNA. It is a transcript of the gene Wdr37, whose product is annotated as WD repeat-containing protein 37. The coding region runs from base 295 to 1779 and encodes 494 amino acids. The record is from RefSeq and is a predicted model, not a curated record. Gene Ontology annotation, molecular function: protein binding. Gene Ontology annotation, cellular component: preribosome, large subunit precursor. The transcript has 10 exons. Lineage: Eukaryota; Metazoa; Arthropoda; Insecta; Blattodea; Kalotermitidae.
UUUGGUGCUCCGUAGGGAAAAUAUGACAGAAGUGUUACCAAAAAACUGCAUUAGUAACAAGUUCAAGAUCGUUCAAGAUGGUGUGACAGGUAAUACGAACUGUCAUCUUGGUACCAGCUUAAAUGUGGUGAGAGACGAGGAAUCUGCCCAAGAAAUAGUUGGUAUGGGUUUAUUUAUACGCUGUUUUCGAGAGUGGGAUGCAAAUACGAGUGAUGUUGAUUGAUUUCGUUAACGUUGCUGUUGUGAGAGGUGAUUUUUCUGCAACAUAAAAGGGCAACCCAUCAAAAAAUCGGAAUGCCACAAGAUGUUUUGCAGAAUCACACAGGGAAACCACCUAAAAGCAAACGGAUUAACAUUCCCAGAGUUCAGAGUAACGCUGAAAGCGAAAUGCACAAUUUUCAGAGUCAGAGCUUUCGCUCUGAUAUGGAUGGUGACAGUUUGAUACCACCAUUAUUUAGAACUCGGCUACAUGAACUUUUCUUACAGAUUGAGAAGGAGUUUGAAGUUUUAUAUAUGGAAAAUUUGAAUUUGCAGGAAAAGGUUGAUACUCUGAAUGAGAAGUUGGAACGCGAAUCCUUCAUCGGUGAUAAGCAGAGUUAUGACUUCACAGAUUUUGAUAAUUCUUCAUCAAAGGGUUUAUCAAAACAAAAAUCUGCAACAGGUUCUGGGUCCCAAAAAGUCAAAACAGCACACAAACUGAAAGCCCAGACAAGCAAGAUUGUAUCCAGUUUCAAAGGUCCCACUGUAAGCUGCUGUCUAGUGCGGGAGUACUCCGGUCACAAGGAUGGGAUAUGGGAGGUGGCUGUGGCCCGUCCAGGACAGCCCAUCAUCGGGACAGCUGCAGCAGACCACACUGCAUGCAUAUGGAGCAUCGAGACUGGUCGACGUCUUCUCCAGUACCAGGGCCAUUUGGGUUCUGUUAACUCUAUCCGUUUCCACCCCAGCCGAGACUUAGUCCUGACCGCCAGCGGUGACCAAACAGCUCAUGUGUGGCAAGCUGUAGUCACAUGGGAUCAGCCAAAAGGACACUCUUCAGAAGAAGACAUAGAUCUGUGUGAGAAGGACGAGUAUGAAGAUGAAGUGGCUGUGUCAGAGGGAACACCCAGCCUGCGUACUCCAGUCUGUGAGUUUACGGGACAUACUGGUGUUGUGAUGGCAGCUGAUUGGUUACCAGGUGGUGAUCAAGUCAUCACGGCUUCGUGGGACCGAACAGCCAGCCUGUAUGAUGUGGAGACCAGAGAAAUGCUACAGUCAUUGAGUGGUCACGAUCAGGAACUAACCCACACUUCAUCCCAUCCUACACAGCGCCUUGUUGUCACAUCAUCGCGAGACUCUACAUUUAGACUGUGGGAUUUUCGUGAGCCAAUCCAUUCUGUCUCCGUAUUCCAGGGCCACACAGAGACAGUGACAUGUGCAGUGUUCACAAGGGAAGACAAAGUAGUAUCUGGCUCAGAUGACCGCAGUGUAAAGGUAUGGGAUCUCCGUAACAUGCGGUCAUCACUUGCCACAAUCCGGUCCGACUCGGCAGCAAACCGCCUGGCUGUCUCCAACACUGGAGUAGUGGCUAUUCCUCAUGACAACAGACAAGUGCGACUGUUUGAUCUGGGAGGCCAGCGGAUUGCGAGACUGCCUAGAACAAGUCGACAGGGUCACAGGCGCAUGGUAAGUUGCGUGGCAUGGGGAGAUGAUUCAGCAAAUCUCUCCUGCAACUUCUUCUCCUGCGGAUUUGACCGUCUCAUCCUUGGCUGGUCUGUCAACACAUGCCUCAAGGACUCAUAAUAAGCACUGCCCUCUAGAAUGUGUACAUAUGUAUCAGUAGUGAUAUUUUAUUGUAGUACUGUCACACUAUGUAUAAUCUUGUUACCCUAAUGUACCCUUUUUAGUUUAAGAGAGGAACACAUUUCAAACUGUUUCAAUGUAUACAUGUACUUAAUAAUUGUAAUUUAAGUGCGAUGUUAAUAAAUUAUCAAAGUGCUGUUAGAGAGCCCUUAAAAAUGUUA